AUGUUGCUGUCCAGCGGCUCCGUAGUGGCCGCGCAACCAAAGAAGGCAAUGAAUGUACUAAAUAGAAGAAGGAGAGCAGUUGUUCGGCAUCUUUUUCAAGAAAUUGGACGGAGACAAAAAGAAAAACCUACCAUACAAGAAAUAUAUGGAAACGUGUCGGAAAUAAAGCCUGAAACAGCCACAGUAUUUGAAAAGACUGAUGCUCCAUUUUCUCCCGCAGUAGUGCAUGAGCCUCCCCAUAUUUUACGUUGGAAGGACGGGGUGAAGGCGUCAACUGAAGGCCGAUUUGCUACCUCCACGCGAAGAGAGAAGCUGUUACAAUUCGGAUCAGAAAUUGAUGCGGAGGCUGACACUGCCAUAAAAAAGCUUCAACGUACCAACGAUUUUCGGAUUGCUUCACACAUAAUGAGGGACGUCAAGAAAGAAAACAUUUUGGAGACGGCUCUCAGCAAACAGAAGAAUGAUGUGUUGCGACAAUUUUUUGAAAAAGGAUUGCAGGACCCGACAAUGGAGAUAAUGGAUGCGCUACGCGAAGCUAUGGAAACUUGCUUCAAAACCUACUGCAAUCAUCUGGCUCAAAAAGAUCAAAAUCAUAUUGAUCAGGAAAAGAAAGAGUUCUUAAAAGAUGAAGAAAAGGCUAAGCAAGUUAUGCUUGACGUAUUGUUGAGGUGCUCCGAAUAUUUACCUACCGUUUGGGGUGGAACACAUUGUGGAGAUGCCGUUAUAGAAGUUCUUCCAUCCGACAGUGAAAUGACACAAUCUGGAAGGACAGAAACGGAUGUUGAUGCGCUCAUAAAGAACAUGGAUAAUGACAAAGAACUGAAAAAGAUUGAAAGCGACUCCGACUAUGAUGUGGAAAUAAAAAAAGCAUUAGCAUUGCUUGGACUCGAUAAAACAUGUAAGACAGUGAUAACCAGACUUUCUUCGAGAAAGCACAACAAGACGAAGACAACGCAAAGUACUCCCACAGCGAAACGAUCCAAAGAGCAAGUGAGAAAUGAGCAGGUAAAAGUCGACGAGUUUAGAAAAAACUCCGGCGAAAGGCAGGAAAAAAGCGAAUUCAAAAAACUGAGAUCAAAAAUCAUAAGUCAAGGACAAAAAGUCACGAACAAAGCAGCCAUUACUGGGGCAUAUUUUCGCAAGAUAAAUGAGCGUUCGCGUGAAGUUAUAAAGGCACCAAAACCAUCAAAGUAG
This is a messenger RNA of Cylicocyclus nassatus, 1194 nucleotides long. Lineage: Eukaryota; Metazoa; Nematoda; Chromadorea; Rhabditida; Strongylidae. The record is from the annotation of a GenBank genome assembly.